AUGGGUAAUGCUGUAUACACUGAUCAGCUAGUAUGUCAUAAUACCUUGGAUAUCUGCCGCGCUCAUUGUGACAAGUCUGAAUGCAUAUUUGUGGAUAAAUGUAAUGGACAAGGCGAGAAGUUCAUGUGUGUUCCUAUUGAUCCCAAAUUCAUGAUGUGGCUAAUGAUAAUCUCGUUCUUGAUCGUCUUACUUGUUUGUUCAUCAUUGGUUGUUUGCUAUAUACUGAGAGCUGUUAGAGCAUCUUAUCGACUUCAAAAAGAAUAUGCAGAUCAUCGAGAAGUCUAUUUCAAUGCUCCCGGACGUGUAUAUCAUAUUCAACAAGGACGUGAUGGUUAUACAAGUGAUCGUUAUCGUCGUUAA
Molecule: messenger RNA, 360 nt
Organism: Auanema sp. JU1783
Lineage: Eukaryota; Metazoa; Nematoda; Chromadorea; Rhabditida; Rhabditidae
Source: the annotation of a GenBank genome assembly